Molecule: messenger RNA, 1604 nt
Organism: Ochotona princeps (American pika)
Lineage: Eukaryota; Metazoa; Chordata; Mammalia; Lagomorpha; Ochotonidae
Gene: C1QTNF7
Product: C1q and TNF related 7
Exons: 3
Coding region: 411-1280 (289 amino acids)
Molecular function (GO): protein binding
Source: RefSeq, a predicted model, not a curated record
AGUCAGUGAGUUACUUUUUUCCUGAAACUCCCUCUCAAUGGAAAACAAAUGCAGAGAGAAAAAACUUAAGUAAACAAAUCUGGAAAAGAGGCCCCAACACAGAGAUAGAGGAGCCUCUAAAUGUACCAGUCAGAGAAAAGCAGGCACUCAAAGUUGAUCCCAAACAAAACCAUAAUUCUAACUGGUCCCCGAGUUGAGCUCCACGCGAUGAAUGACUUCCAGGGCCUCUGGCUCUUUGGGACUAAGCGAGAAAAUUAUUUUUAGCCCAACUAUUUGGAACUCCUUGAGAACUUGGAGCUGUUAUUUUAUUUGGUACCAAAGCAAGUUUCUCACUGAACUCUCAUGACGCUGCCUCAGUCUCCUGUGGAUUUAGAACCCGGCGGCCACCACCAGCCAAGCCAGAGCCAAAGAUGUUUGUCUUGCUCUAUGUUACAAGUUUUGCCAUUUGUGCGAGUGGACAGCCUCGAGGCAAUCAAUUCAAAGGAGAAAGCUACACCCCAAGAUAUAUCUGCAGCAUUCCCGGCUUACCUGGACCUCCGGGUCCCCAGGGAGCCAACGGUUCACCUGGGCACCACGGCCGCAUCGGCCUUCCAGGCAGAGAUGGUCGAGACGGCAGGAAAGGAGAAAAGGGAGAGAAGGGAGCUGCAGGUUUGAGAGGAAAGACUGGACCGCUGGGUCUCGCUGGUGAGAAAGGAGACCAAGGAGAGACCGGGAAGAAAGGACCCAUGGGACCAGAGGGAGAGAAGGGAGAAGUGGGGCCACCUGGGCCUCCUGGACCAAAAGGAGACCGAGGAGACCAAGGGGACCCAGGGCUGCCUGGAGUUUGCAGAUGUGGAAGCAUCGUGCUCAAAUCUGCCUUUUCUGUUGGCAUCACAACCAGCUACCCAGAAGAAAGGCUACCUAUUAUAUUUAACAAGGUUCUGUUCAAUGAGGGGGAGCACUACAACCCUGCAACAGGAAAGUUCAUCUGUGCUUUCCCAGGGAUCUAUUACUUUUCCUAUGAUAUCACAUUGGCUAACAAGCAUUUGGCAAUUGGACUGGUACACAAUGGGCAGUACCGAAUAAGGACCUUCGAUGCUAACACAGGCAACCAUGAUGUGGCUUCAGGGUCCACGGUCAUCUACCUGCAGCCAGAAGAUGAGGUCUGGCUGGAGAUCUUCUUCACAGAUCAGAAUGGCCUCUUCUCAGACCCAGGCUGGGCAGACAGCUUGUUCUCCGGCUUUCUCCUGUAUGUUGACACAGAUUACCUAGAUUCCAUUUCAGAAGAUGAUGAUCUGUGAUCAGGAUGCAGUUUGCUGUAGCACACAUGCAGAUUUAAUCAGGAUUCUAAAAGACUGAGCAACCAGGAAUGGGCUCCAAACAGACUCCACUCAGAUUCCAAAGCAUUCACAGAUAGUUCUGGAACAAUUUUGUCAAAACGAGAUAAACCAACAAACAGCCGAAACCAAUCCAAAUGGAACUAAGUCAAACAAUUCCUGAUAUGUAUGCUCUUAAAAUUGAUGUUCCAAAAUAUUUCAGCAAAUGAAAGACAAUGUUAACAGAUUUUGUAUUAAAUGACCUGAGAGAGUGGUAAAACCAACAGGCAAGAUAUUGCCUCAUUAAAU